Orbicella faveolata is the source of this 1786-nucleotide messenger RNA. Its product is annotated as protein ILRUN-like. The record is from RefSeq and is a predicted model, not a curated record. NCBI's taxonomy places the organism in Eukaryota, Metazoa, Cnidaria, Anthozoa, Scleractinia, Merulinidae.
UGCUUGGCUUUGGCCGUUCGGAGCUUUUGAAAUGCGUUGUUUAGAAUCGAAUUUAUGACAUUCUUAGAGAAUUAGAAGACUUAAAAUGGACGUAGACUGCGAGUUAGAUGGCGAUUUGUUGACGAAAUUUAGUUGUCUGGGAACGACUGAUCACGAUGUCCUUAUUAGUGAGCUUCAAAGAUUACUGGAUUUUCAACUCAACCCGACAGGAUGUGCUUUCUUCUUAGACAUGACGAACUGGAAUCUCCAGGCAGCAGUAGGCGCAUAUUAUGAUUUCAAUGGUUCUCAGGACAAGCUUCCAACUAUGUCUUUUAUCCGAGAUGUGACAAUAGGAGAAGGGGAAUCAGUUCAACCAAAUACAAGCUUUGUGAAAACCUGGAGAAUUCAGAAUAAUGGAAAUACUGCUUGGCCAUCUGGAGUGUUUUUAAAAUACACAGCUGGAGAUCAGUUGGGUCCUGUAAAUUUGGUGUCUGUUAAACCUUUGGAUGCUGGUGAAUAUUACGAUCUAAGUGUCAACAUGAUUUCACCUGGGAAACCAGGCAUGUAUCAGGGGCAGUGGCGCAUGUGCCUGCCAUCAGGACAAUAUUUUGGGGAUGUUAUAUGGGUUAUUCUGUGUGUAGAUGAAGGAGGACUUUUAGGACUGACACAGCAGUUGUCUACCUUAGGAAGAGAAAUGAACUCAUAUCCAGGAUCUAAUCCUGCAUCACCCUCUGCUAAUCCCUUUGGACUUUCAACCCCCAUUGGAACCUCUCCACAACCUAUUUAUUCUGUUCCCCAUAACAGUCCUGCUAAUGGAGUCUUACACAUUUCACCAGCUAGGAGAUCACUUUUUAAUUCCAUGGUCAAUGGAGAUCAUUUAGAGCCUCUUAUUAGUCCUAGCAUACAAGUUGGUUCAACAUUAAAUAGCAAAGAAGAGGAGAGUUUAGUAAAUCAGUUAAGAGAUGCAUCACUUUUACAAGAUUCAGACCCUGAUCACUCAUGAUGCAUUUAGUGCCACAGUUUGUAAUUCUAUUGAGUAAAAUGCACCCUGCUUUACAGCUUUGAUGUGCUGUCAAAGAGGAGUCAAAGUGAUUUUUCACAUUAGGCUGACUUGAAGCAGAAAUUGCUGGUGGAACGAAUCACAUGGAGGUCGUAAGCCACCUUAAUAUUAAUGUAGAUUAGAUUUUUAAAGUUGCACAUAUGGACUAAAAAUUGUAUUAUAAAAUAAUGAUGCAGAUUUAUCAGGUCUCCACAUAUUGUCUGAGGAUGUCAUGAAUGUGAAUAAUGCUUAAAGUAUUAAUUUUUCAAGAGGCAAUUUAUUUUUUACUCAGUUAUUGAGUGGAUUCGUUAUUUAUGGUGCACUAAGUAUGCAUUGUUUUAUCCAUUGUGAACGUUUGGAGUGGAUUGUGGAAUGCCAUCACGUAUGUAUCUUUCCUCACUCUUGGCUAAUUGUCAGACAUUGCUAAAAAAUACAUGUAUCAAACUUUGGGAAAAACAGUUAAUUGUUCUAGUAUCUGUAAUACUCUGUAAAAGACGGUUUCUAACAUUCUAUAGUUCUGUGUCCAUCUUAGCCAAACUUUGACAAUUCAUAAGUUUGUUGUAUGUUCCUUUUGUCAAUUUUAUUAUAGGCUUUCUUCUGGAUUGCAUUCAUUUUAAUGGCAUUUUGUUGUUUCUUCCAUGUUACAUUGUACUGCGUAAAAUUAAUGUUAUUUGAUCAUCCUGAAUUCUAUGGCACCUUUAAGAAUGAUCAAGAAAUUUCUUGCUAAGUCAAGCAGCUGGUUAAUUUUAAUUUACAGCAGUGACCUUA